Molecule: messenger RNA, 2390 nt
Organism: Salvelinus fontinalis (brook trout)
Lineage: Eukaryota; Metazoa; Chordata; Actinopteri; Salmoniformes; Salmonidae
Product: 5-hydroxytryptamine receptor 1E-like
Exons: 2
Coding region: 558-1622 (354 amino acids)
Biological process (GO): chemical synaptic transmission; G protein-coupled receptor signaling pathway, coupled to cyclic nucleotide second messenger
Cellular component (GO): membrane; dendrite
Molecular function (GO): G protein-coupled serotonin receptor activity; neurotransmitter receptor activity
Source: RefSeq, a predicted model, not a curated record
GCAUGGCGGGAAAGUUCCAUCCAUCGCCAAUGCACGAACGUGGCUAUGUUGCUAGCAUCUCACUCUAUGGAGUAGCCUAAUGUCACAUUUUGUACUCCAGGAGACAGAGAGCCCUACCGUCACUCCGUUCCGGGAAAAAAUGCUCCCUCAUUGGCGCGCGCGCGGCAGUUGGACAGUGCCAAACUCCUGCACUUGCGAUUUCGUGCAUUCCUCUGAAGUGAUGGAUGUCCGUCUGACCUGUCCUUACUCCUGAGAUGAGGAAUAUCUCGAGGUGCGGACGCACUAGCGAAUAAUACUAUACUGCCGACUUCAGACAUAUUUGAGAGUCCCAUCACCAACACACAACAUUUGUUGUAAUGGAUAAACGAAGAUUGAACAAUUCAGAAGUUGGCUCCAAAUAAGGGAAAGCAUGGAAGUAAGAGAGAGAAAAGGAUCUGCGUUGGAGUAGGGACACAGCCAAAUGUAUCCUAAUGAGAGAAAGAGGAAUAUAUGGUGGAUAGUUGUAGAGCUUAAAAGUUUAAACAAACUGCAUGUCAGAAACCGCAGGCUGCUUCUAAAUGAAACCAGAGAAUGAUAUGGUGCUGGUUGUGACCCUCCUCAGCAUUGUGACUAUGAUCACUGCCUUAUUGAACGUUUCAGUCAUACUUGCGAUCAUGAACACCAAAGAACUCCACCUGCCCGCCAACUACCUGAUCUGUUCUUUGGCUGUCACUGACUUCCUGGUGGCCAUCUUGGUGAUGCCCCUAAGCGUCCUCUACAUCGCCACAAAGAGGUGGAUGUUGGGAUGUAUAGUCUGUGAGGCGUGGCUGAGCGUGGACAUGAUCUGCUGCACCUGCUCCAUCCUGCAUCUAUGUGCCAUCGCCCUGGACCGCCACUGGGCCAUCACCAACGCCCUGGAGUACGCCUGCAAGAGAUCCCCGCGCCGCGCCGCCAUCAUGGUCACCGUCGUGUGGACCAUCUCCAUCCUCAUCUCAGUGCCGCCUCUGUUCUGGAGGCACAGCGGGGAUGACAACUUCGGCAACUACACCAAGUGUAUCAUCGAGCAUGACCACAUCGGCUACACCAUCUACUCCACCUUCGGGGCCUUCUACAUCCCCAUGGCCCUCAUCCUCAUCCUCUACUACAGGAUCUUCAUUGCUGCCCGGACCUUGUACCACAAACAGAGCUCCUCUGGGAGCCUGUGUAAGAAGAGAGCUAGCAGCCACAACUGCCUCAGUAGCUGCUGCAUUGCACCAACGUCUCUCUGUGCGUCUGAGCUGUCUACCUCAGAUCCCGUGCUAAACACAGAGCUGAAUAGAGUCAACGAUCCCACCGGCCCAAGCCAGGUAGCGGGGGACUGGGGGACUUGUGAUGAGAGGACCCAGAUCUGUGCCUCCAGAGAGAGGAAGGCUGCCCUCACACUAGGCCUCAUCCUGGGGGCUUUUAUCCUAUGCUGGCUGCCUUUCUUUGUUAAAGAGUUGCUGGUGGGCAUCCGGGUGUUUCAUGCCUCAGCACAGGUGUCGGACUUCCUCACGUGGCUGGGAUACGUUAACUCACUCAUCAACCCCCUGCUCUACACCAGCUUCAAUGAGGACUUCAAAAAGGCUUUUAAGAAACUGCUCCGAUGUAACAAGCGCAAAUAGGACUGCUUUCUUGGCUGUGUCUGGGCUGAUUGUUGAUUGGCUGUAGAAAAUGUAUUAAAGAAGCCAAUUAACAUUCUGAAUCCUAGAAUACAAUUACUGUAAGAGUGGAGUAAAGAAUAUUUAUGAGUCAUGACAUGAUUGCGCCAUAAGCUAAAAAGAGCCUUUAAAUCUCAGACAUUUCAUGUGCUAUCCUCAAUGCGUAUUGAGUUACAUCUGCCAGGUCUAGUCUCCAACGCAACCAAGGUCGGGAGAUUUAAAAACACACCGGUAAACAGAAAGAUGAAGAGAUAGUACUGCAUCUUAAAGGGGCAAACAGCAGUUUAAACAAUAACAAAGCGGAGACCCCACCACUUUUUUGGUAAACAGCUGAAGGAUGGGGAUGGAGAAGUGUUAACACUCAAAUUCAUAGACAGAGCAAUUGAUGCAAGGACUGACCAUCCAUGAUAUCAAUAUUAUAGUUGUAUCUAUGUUUUGAGACUAUAAAGUGUUUGUUUACAAUUACAUUGUUUACAAACAAUGGAGUAAAACAAGCUUAUAUUUUGGGUUCUUAUGGGGUACAACAGAUGAAAUAUUACGUUUAGAUGUUAUGUGAUACUAGGAAUGUUGUCAUGUCAGAUGAUCAAACUUUAUGUAGCUGAAGAUAUCAAUCCCAACUCCUAUACCGAAAUAGCUAAUCAUUGUCUUACCCUUUUCCCUUCUUUUGCAACGCAGCAUGUGGCUUCAGAGGCGAUGUUCUUUGGGACCAACAUGGUUUUCUUGGACCGUAGU